Messenger RNA from Dunckerocampus dactyliophorus (ringed pipefish), 973 nucleotides. RefSeq names its product growth arrest and DNA damage-inducible protein GADD45 beta-like. Bases 115 to 573 code for a protein of 152 amino acids. The record is from RefSeq and is a predicted model, not a curated record. The transcript has 4 exons. Gene Ontology annotation, biological process: regulation of cell cycle. NCBI's taxonomy places the organism in Eukaryota, Metazoa, Chordata, Actinopteri, Syngnathiformes, Syngnathidae. Gene Ontology annotation, cellular component: nucleus; cytoplasm.
GUGUAUAAAGGCAGAAAUACCAGGAGAAACAGCACUCCUUUUCUUCUGUUCUUCCUCGAACUACUUGGAUCUUACUGGACUGUGUGGCUCUUUUUGGCGGAUUUAGUCAGUGCCAUGACUCUGGAGGACGUCUCAGACAGCAGCGACAAGAUGGAGCAGGUGAGUCGCGCGCUUGAGGAGGUUCUGGUGUCGGCUCGGCUGCACGAGUGUCUCACGGUGGGUGUGUACGAGUCCGCCAAGCUCAUGAACGCGGACCCAGACAGCGUGCGUCUGUGCGUACUCGCGGCUGACGAGGAGGACGAGGAUGACGUCGCUCUUCAGAUCCACUUCACGCUGCUCCAAGCCUUCUGUCGCGACUAUGACGUCAACAUCGUGCGGCUGGCGGCCGUCUCGCGCCUGGCACAGCUGAUCCAAGACGACGAGAGCGAGCCUCGUGACCUGCACUGCAUCCUGGUCACGAGCCCACCCGUGCAGCCGCUGCAGUGCCCCGCCCUCCAUGACGUCAUCAGCUUCUGCGAGGACAGUCGCUGCAGGAACCAGUGGGUCCCCCUAGUUGCCCUGAUGGACCGCUGAACCAGCACAAUCACACCGCUGAGGGGCGGUGCCAAACAGUCCAAUUCAAACCAAAAGUGAGGAGGAGCACACGCUCCACUCUGCCAGGUUCUAGAGGUCCGACCGCGAUGCUUCGUGUCCUGCAGGUGGGGAUGCGCUGUGACUGGACCCGGGGGUGUACGAGUGACAUCACACACGGCAACAUGGCGGCUGACUGACAGAUCAUGUGACUGCUUGAUGCUAAGCUAACUGGACACGCCAAGUUAAGGUUGCCGUGGUGAUGGUGAUGGCAGUGGUCGAAGGACAAUGUAGCGUACAUAUAAUCUGUUACAAUGCUUCCAAGUAAUGGAUUACAUUCUUCAAACAUUGAUGAAAUGUGAAAUAAAAGUGGUAACGACCUGCUGUGUAAGCACCAAUUCUU